AUGUCUCUCCAAAUCAAUCUCUCUAGCACAGAGAUUGCGAAGGCGUACCAAGACGUUAUCGAUGGCAAUGGAAUAGAUUGGGCGAUAUUUACCUACCAAGGCGGAACAAAUGAUCUAAAGGUGCAAGCAACUGGAAAUGGAGGAUUAGAUGAGCUGGAAGAGGAGUUCUCGGAUGGAAGGAUCCAAUAUGCUUUUGUUAAAGUGGUAGAUCCUAAUAGUCAACUACCAAAAUUCGUUCAGGUCAAUUGGUGCGGUGAUGGUGUACCAGAAGCUAAAAAGGGGCUUUUCCACACUCAUUCCAGCGCUGUUUCUCGAUUUCUACGGGGCACACAUGUAGUUAUUACUGCUCGAAACGAGAAUGAUGUCACCCCUUCCCUCAUCAUGUCGCGGGUUGAGGCGGCGUCAGGGGCCAAGUACUCAAAUCAGAAGGAAACACCGCGAAAAUUCGAGCCCAUCGCUCCCGUUGGAUCCAGUUAUACUCCCGUCGGAAAGGUAGAUAUUGCGGCGUUGAAAAAAGCACCACCGCCUGCUUCCAAACCCGCAGCACCUUCGUCGUCUAGGCCGGCAUUUAGCGCACCUAAGACAUCGACGCCAUCCGCAGGAUCUCUGUACGGAAAGACCAUUCCCGGUGGUUCCGCUCCCGCAGACUCAUGGCCCGAAGAAGAGGUUGCACCAGUGUCGACACCUCCCCCGCCUCCUCCAGCAUCAUCCCGCCCACCGACCAUCCCAACCAGUAAUCGACCUGCUUUCAGCGCGUCACCUGCUUUCAGCGCGUCACCUGCUUUCAGCGCGUCACCUGCCUUCAGCGCGUCACCAGCUUUCAGCGCAUCAGUUCCCAAACAGCAGCCUACCCCCGCCUUUUCAGCAGUGCGCCCCUCUCCAGCUUCUGCGGCUGCACCUGUAGCUUCCGCCAAUGUUCCGACAAAGCCGUCUGAAGAGGACCGGAUUGAGCCUGCCAAAAGCGCCUAUACACCUGUCAGUUUGCCGACACCGAAGAAACUCAAGAAUCCGUUUGCUGCGAUGGAGCAACAAAGCGCGGCUCAAGGUUCUAACUCCCCAGCUGGCGGUACCAAAAAGUUGUCGUGGGCAGAGAGGCAAGCACUCGCGAAAAAGCAAGCAGAGGAGGAAGAAGCCAGAAGCCGCAGUGCUGCAUUUAUAGCUCCAGCUGCCUCCCCUGUUGCUAAGCCUGUCUUUAAAUCGAGUGCUCCAGCUUUCGGCAAAGCUUCAGUCCCCCAGAGUACACCGAGAAACUUUGGCAGUGUUGGUGCGGCCGCUGGUGCUGGUGUCGGGGUUGGUGCCGCUGCCGGAAUUGCAUACGCAGCUCAAUCUAGUCAACCGCCACCCCCUCCUCCUUCUGCUCCUACCAGCUAUGUCUCUGCCCGUGAAGCUGUUCAAGAAGCAGCUUGGGGUGCCGAAGAUGCUGCAGAAGAACCGGAACCAGAGCCUGAGCCGGAAUAUGAGGCUCCACCACCACCACCUCCGCCUCCACCUCCGCCGCCACCGCCUCCCCCAGCACGCGCUGCUGAGGCUGAGGUGGCAGAGCCAGAGUAUGAGGCCCCACCACCACCGCCUCCUCCUCCUCCUCCUCCUCCGCCACCACCACCACCACCACCGCCUGCUCCCGCUCCAGUCGCGCAAGUGGAACCGGAGUACGAGGCCCCACCACCGCCACCACCACCCCCGCCUCCGCCUCCUCCGCCGCCUCCGCCCGCGCCUCCAGUUGCCCAGAUGGCCGCUCUAUCUGUGGCUCCGGAACCGGAACCAGAACCAGAACCAGAACCGGUCCAUGUACCACAGUCUGGUCAAGGCAUAGUUGCAGUCGUCCUUUAUGAAUAUGAGGCAACAGAAGAUAAUGAAAUGAAUCUAGUGGAGGGAGAAUACAUUGAACAAAUUGAAGAGAUUGAUGAAGGUUGGUGGUCAGGUGUUGGUCCAGGAGGAAAGUCGGGCUUGUUCCCAGCCAAUUACGUCGAAAUCGUGGAACAUGCUCCAGAGGAAGAAGCAGCGCCGCCAGCGCCGCCUCCUCCUCCACCACCACCUCCUCCACCCGCUGCUCCCGCUGCUCCUCCCGCACCCCCUCGUGCGCCAACACCCCCUCCUGCUGAUGUUGGAAUCACUGCUAUAGCACUCUACGAUUAUGAUGCUGCUGAAGACAACGAGAUAACGUUCCGUGAAGGAGAAACGAUCACUGAGAUUGCACCUGCCUCAGAAGAUUGGUGGCAAGGCAAAAAUCCUCGUGGCGAAAUCGGCCUCUUCCCUGCGAACUACGUGGAGGUUCAAGGAGAGGAUUGA
Messenger RNA from Psilocybe cubensis, 2289 nucleotides. RefSeq lists its product as uncharacterized. Lineage: Eukaryota; Fungi; Basidiomycota; Agaricomycetes; Agaricales; Agrocybaceae. The coding region runs from base 1 to 2289 and encodes 762 amino acids. Gene Ontology annotation, molecular function: actin filament binding. The record is from RefSeq and is a predicted model, not a curated record. Gene Ontology annotation, cellular component: actin filament; cortical actin cytoskeleton; site of polarized growth. The transcript has 12 exons. Gene Ontology annotation, biological process: regulation of actin filament polymerization.